AUUGCCCACCAGGCUCCUGCUUGCCCAGCAUCCUCUGCGCGGCCACACAGGAGCUGGGUGCUCCGGGGAGCCUGGCUACCAUGCCAUCUCCUCUCCCCCUCUCCUUCUUCCUCUUCCUUACCUUUGUAGUAGGCACACCCCAGAAGCAGUUACUGGUGGAGGUAGAAGAGGGAGGCAAUAUUGUGCUUCCGUGCCUCCCGAACUCAACUGUCUCUUCUGAGAAGCUGGCCUGGUAUAGAGGGAACCAGUCAACACCUUUCCUGGAGCUGAGCCUGGGGUCCCCAGGCCUGGGCCUGCACGUGGGGCCCCUGGGCAUCUUCCUAGUGAUUGUCAAUGUCUCGGACCAUAUGGGGGGCUUCUACCUGUGCCAGAGGAGACCUCCUUUCAAGAAUGCUUGGCAUCCUGCCUGGACAGUGAACGUGGAGGGUAGUGGGGAGCUGUUCCGGUUGAAUGCUUCAGACUUAGAAGACCUGGGCUGUGACUCGGGGAACAGGUCGUCGGGGAGCCACAGGCCUGCUUCUGGUUCCCUGCUGUAUGUGUGGGCUAAAGACCAUCCUGAGGUUAGGGGGACAGUGCCUGAAUGUCCUCCACGGAGACUCAGUCUGAAUCAGAGCCUAGUCAGCCGAGAUCUCACUGUGGCCCCUGGCUCCACACUUUGGCUGUCCUGUGACGUACCCCCUGUCCCAGUGGCAGGAGGUUCCUUCUCCUGGACCCAUGUGCAUCCCAAGAGGACUAAUGUUUCAUUACUGAGCCUAAGCCUUGGCGGAGAGCACCCAGUCAGAGAGAUGUGGGUUUGGGGGUCUCUUCUGUCCCUGUCCCAGGCCACAGUUUUAGAUGACGGUGGUACCUAUUAUUGUCUCCAAGGAAACCUGAUGGUGGAGAUGCAUGUGAAGGUCAUUGCAAGGUCAGUGUGGCUCUGGAUGAUGAGGACCGGUGGAUGGAAGGUCCCAGCUGUAACUUUAGUAUAUGUCACCUUCUGUAUGGUUUCUCUGGUGGCUUUUCUCUAUUUUCGAAAAGCCCUUAUCCUGAAGAGGAAAAGAAAGCGAAUGACAGACCCCACCAGAAGAUUCUUCAAAGUGACACCUCCCUCAGGAAACGGAACUCAGAACCAGUACGGGAAUGUGCUUUCCCUUCCUUCACCCACCUCCAGCCAGGCCCAUGCUCAGCGUUGGGCUGCUGGCCUAGGGAGUGUCUCUGGAUCCUAUGGAAACCCACGCAUUGAAGUCCAUGAUGCCGGAGCCCAGAGCCACGAGACAGAGCUGGAAGAAGGGGAAGCCUAUGAAGAGCCGGACAGCGAGGAGGGCUCUGAGUUCUAUGAGAAUGACUCCAACCUUGGGCAGGACCAGCUUUCCCAGGAUGGUAGUGGCUAUGAGAACCCUGAGAAUGACCCCACAGGUCCAGAGGAGGAAGACUCCUUCUCCAGUGCUGAGUCUUAUGAAAACGCAGAUGAGGAUCUGGCCCAACCAGUUGGCAAGACGAUGGACUUCCUGAGCCCCCAUGGGUCUGCGUGGGACCCUAGCCGGGAAGCAUCCUCACUUGGGUCCCAGUCCUAUGAGGAUAUGAGAGGGAUCCUGUAUGCGGCUCCUCAGCUCCGACCAGUCCGAUCUGGCCCCAGUCAUGAGGAAGAUGCAGACUCUUAUGAAAACAUGAAUAAGUCUGAUGACCCAGAGCCACCAUGGGGAGGAGAGGACCACAUGGAGGCUUGGUGUACUAAGUGACUCCCAAGUGACUAGGAUCGACUGCCCAGGAGUGGCACUGCCGACAGUGGGCUGGGCCCUCUCAUGGUCAGUAAUCAAGAAAAUGCUCCCCAGACCAUCCUGACGGAGACAUCUUCUCAACAGAGUCCCUCUUCCCAAAUGACUCUUUGUGUCAAGGCGACAAAACAAACAACAACAACAAAACUAACCAGCACACAUGUACCCAUCCUGGUCUUAAACUUAGAGGCUCAAGUGAUCCCCUCGCCUCAUGACUAGUUGGAACUACAAUUGAAUGCCCAU
Messenger RNA from Acomys russatus (golden spiny mouse), 1997 nucleotides. RefSeq names its product CD19 molecule (gene Cd19). Bases 81 to 1718 code for a protein of 545 amino acids. NCBI's taxonomy places the organism in Eukaryota, Metazoa, Chordata, Mammalia, Rodentia, Muridae. Gene Ontology annotation, cellular component: external side of plasma membrane. Gene Ontology annotation, biological process: B cell receptor signaling pathway; B cell proliferation involved in immune response; regulation of B cell activation. The transcript has 15 exons. The record is from RefSeq and is a predicted model, not a curated record.